Molecule: messenger RNA, 1091 nt
Organism: Penaeus vannamei (Pacific white shrimp)
Lineage: Eukaryota; Metazoa; Arthropoda; Malacostraca; Decapoda; Penaeidae
Source: RefSeq, a predicted model, not a curated record
CUCGCUCGGGACCAACGACCCAAGUAGGAGAUGGUUCAAACCAAUUUACAUUUACAACAAAGAAGCCCAGUCAUGACCAAGAUUUCCAUGGCGACAAGGAUCCCAAAUAUCAUGCUUUCCAUUCAUGGUUGUACCAGCCAGCCCCGCGUCCUCGUAAUCGUGUGAGAGGGCGUCGUGAGGUGGAUGAGAGCAAGUCGAUGAUGGUGAGCGUGGGCGUGCAGCAGCUAGUUGAAGCACCCCAAGCCAAAUCAGGACAUAUAGUUGUGGACACGGAGGGUGAGAAUCUUCUGGUGGAGAUGCCAAAUAACGGUCGCCUAGUUCUACCGCUCCGUGAUGCUCAGGCGGUGAUUGAGGAUGUGCCAGUAGAAUACGACAGUGAAAUGCCAUUGAGACGACACAGAAGGUCCGCUGUGGGUAGUGAAACACCUCAAAGAGGGGAGCAGGUUUACUCUUCUAAAAACUACUCAAUACUGUCCUUAUCUGCUACUUCGGCCAUCUUGUUAUUCGGAGUUCUAGUAGGUCUCGUCGGAAUAGUAAUCGUCACAGCACGAAAAUGGGCAGGGAGUAAAGAUACAGCUUACAACCAGGGCAUAGAAGCUCUGUAGACACCGAUAUAAUGGUUAAGGGAUAUUGUCCUUACGUUGGUUCUUUUAUUAUUAUCUUUUAGUCUAUCCACUUCUGGUAUUAACGAUAAGGAUGUACCAAAAUUCAGUACCGCGAUAAAAUUCUUAUCAUAACCAAAUUACACUAGAACGUUUCCGCGGCCCACUGUUAGGAGAAUAAGUCCGAAAGAGCAUUCAUUCCACCUGCCGGCACAGGAAUAUUUACUUUAAGAUUUUUAAGGUUACUUGCUAAGGAGGUUCUCUGAGCGGGCUCAGAGACGGAAUUUAUCAGAGAGAUUAUAUUGAAUUGAUGUGAUAUGUAUUUCAUGGAGAUUCGACGAAUGUAUAAUUGUUAAAAAAAAAGGUUUCUUUAAGUCGGCCUACGUCAACUAAUGCCUAAUGUGUUGACUGAGAAAUGUAGGCCUAGGUCUUUCUUGCUUGUGUUCAAUACAGCCGGCUGUUACUGAGCUUCAAGCACGGUUUAAAAAA